AUGAACAAAAUAACGGUGAUAGACGGCGAUACUGUCAUGCAACUAUAUCGCAAUUUGAACUCGGACCUAAGAUUGUCUCCAAACAUGGACAUAAAAGCCUUCAAAUAUAAUCGGUUCGCCGUGUACAAGACUCAUCUCGAUUUUCUGCGUGCCGGCGCCAGGAUAAUCAAAACCAACACAAGCCGAGUAACUACAAGUUCCAUACAGGAACACUUGGGGAUCAUCGGGCCCGAGGCUACGUCCUUCUUUGCAACCGCCGUGGAGCUGGCUCAGAAGGCCGUGUUCAAAUAUUACGAGGAAACGGGCGGCGAUACUUCGAAUGUCGAGGAAUUCAAGAGAAACGGGCCUCAGGUGGCCGGCUGUUGCAGUGGCUACGCCACGUCGAAUUUGCAGAACAAGAAUGAGGAUUACUGGAAUUACGUGUCGUCAGACUGCGUAAAGAGAUGGCAUCGGUUGCGCAUACAAGCGUUAAUUAACGCCGGUGUCGACCUGUUGGCUCUGGAUGACGUGUCCUGCCAGAUGGAAGCGGAAGUGUUCAUGGACCUGCUGCGGCAGUUUCGGACCGCUCGCGCCUGGAUAACGUUCUUGUGCAAGAGCGAUACCGAACUAUUGGACGGGAGUGAUUUUGUGAAAGUAGCUACGCGCUUUUAUCACUCCCUGCCCGGGCAAAUCAUUGCGAUCGGCUUUUGUUGCAGCGAUCUCGACCAGGGAUUAUUGUUGUUGGAAAAUAUUUAUGCGCAGACACUCAACAAUCCUAUUCCCCUCCUAGUAGAUAUUGCCUAUUUUAACGACGACAGCAGUCUGGUUGUAGACACGAGUGAAGCUCUGGAGUACUACGUGCAACGAUGGAUGAGCUACGGAGUGUCCUACAUCAGCGGUAAUUAUUCAGUAUGUGCGGAUGACACAAAGAUUAUUUCCAAUAUAGUGAAGACGUUACAACAUUCUGGGGCCAGCUCCGCCACGACACGCUCCUCCCGAAGUGAGGAGAAUAAAUCGAAGCUAUCUUAG
Molecule: messenger RNA, 1008 nt
Organism: Dinoponera quadriceps
Lineage: Eukaryota; Metazoa; Arthropoda; Insecta; Hymenoptera; Formicidae
Product: selenocysteine methyltransferase-like
Exons: 1
Coding region: 1-1008 (335 amino acids)
Biological process (GO): S-methylmethionine cycle
Molecular function (GO): S-adenosylmethionine-homocysteine S-methyltransferase activity
Source: RefSeq, a predicted model, not a curated record